AUGACCACCGUCUCUACAUCACCUCAAACCGUCUCGCCACCUCAUGUGAAGGUCGAGCGCAAGGCCACGACCACAACCCGCGACGUGCGCUCCACAAGCGUCGUCUCGCCGACCUCGCCGACCUCGCCGACCUCGCCAACCCCAAGGCCCACACUGCCGACGAACAGACGUUUCUCAAACGUCCAGUCCAAGGUUGGCUCGCUGGAAGCUAUUCAUUACAAGCCCAAGCCGUCGGAGAAGAAAAUCCAGUCGUUCAAACAGGACUUUUCGCAUAUCAAGUCCAAGGUCGAUGCGAAAUUAGCUCUGCCCACCCCUGCCGCAAAAGUCGCCGAUGCCUCGAAUACCUCGGAGACUUCUCCUGGCUCUGCCACUCCCACAUCUGUAGCAGCACCGACGGCUAAAACGGCUGCGCCCAAACGACCCUUCGUUGUCACGACUAGUAUCUCGUCCUCCUCUUUGAGGUCCGCUUUCUCCUCAGCAAAGCCGCUCUCGUCGACUUCGCGUAGCUCUUCGAACGUGAGCCUCUCCACAACACCGAAGCCGAUGUCUCUGCCGCAGUCGCGUAGGAGCUCCAUGCCUGUUGUGUCCAGUCCGCCCAUGUCCCCGGCUAGCCCUGCUCGUCGCCUGUCGAAACACAUCAUUCCCACGCAAAAGCUCCAGCUUGAUCAUGUUAAAGCCAAGGUCGGCUCCUUCGACAACAUCUCAUAUGUCGGUCGAGGUCGUUCUAGCAGUCGGGCGUCCAGUGACGAAGGCAAUGGUGAAGCCCUGUCGCCCCGGUCACAGUCCCCGAGCGGCAGAUCCUCGACCUCCUCGACCAGCAAUGGAGCGCCCACGAGUCCUGGUCGUCGGUCAUCGUUCAAGAUCCCGCCGUCGAAGAAGGUGGAUUACUCGAAGGUUAAAUCCAAGGUCAACAGCCUUGAGUUUGCGAGCCACGUCCCACAGGGAGGUAACUUGCGAGUCUUUAGCGAGAAGCUGACGUUCCGCGAACAGGCUCAGUCCAAGAUUGCAAAGGAGAUCAACAUUGUACAGUUCUAUCAGACUAGCGAGAAUUCAUUCGAUGGUUCCAUCCCAGCGGAACAGGAACCGGAAGAAGGAAAGGAGCAGGAGAUUGGUGUGGAGGAAUUUGAGCCGCCCAAGAACAUUCUCUCAGUACUGGAGGAGGUGAUCGAAACCCUGGGAGAUACUGGACUGGAAGGACAGCAGGAACAUGACCAGGAGUUUGAGCAGCAGCAACAGGCGAAUGACGUUCCCAGCGCGCACCUUGAAGCAAUUGCAGCCAUGUAA
Gamsiella multidivaricata is the source of this 1284-nucleotide messenger RNA. RefSeq lists its product as uncharacterized. The record is from RefSeq and is a predicted model, not a curated record. Gene Ontology annotation, molecular function: tubulin binding. The transcript is spliced from 2 exons. NCBI's taxonomy places the organism in Eukaryota, Fungi, Mortierellomycota, Mortierellomycetes, Mortierellales, Mortierellaceae. The coding region runs from base 1 to 1284 and encodes 427 amino acids.